Molecule: messenger RNA, 2145 nt
Organism: Sinocyclocheilus grahami
Lineage: Eukaryota; Metazoa; Chordata; Actinopteri; Cypriniformes; Cyprinidae
Product: coiled-coil domain-containing protein 85C-A-like
Exons: 8
Coding region: 379-1683 (434 amino acids)
Cellular component (GO): apical junction complex
Source: RefSeq, a predicted model, not a curated record
GUGGCAUUAGCAGGCAAUGCAGCCAAAGCGUCGCGUACAGCGCUGACCUCACUGAACGCUGAGCUGAAGCGCAACUACAGGCGCAUUUUCUCAUCAUUCAUCUGCCUCAGCGGUUGGAUGCGCGAUCGGAGAGUCACAUCACCGGGCACAGUGUCAGAAAGAGGAGAUCCCAGCUGAAACAAAUAUGAAAUAACGACAGAAGGGGAAUUUAUAUCUAAAGCGGGUCAGCUACGUGAGUUUUUUCGUCAUCUUUCGUCCUUCGAAAAACUGGAUUAAUUUUAAUUAUGAGUUUAAUAUUGCUCGCUACGUUUUCGCAAAGGAAUGAUUAAAAACUCGUAACUAGAUCUCUCGCGUCAGACCACUUUUAACCACGGGAAUAUGGCAAAAAAUAUUAUAGACGUCCCAAGGGAUGAUUUAAGUAAGAUAUCGGAUGAAGAACUGCUUAAAUGUAGCAAAGAGGAGCUGCUUAGGAGACUCCGGAAAGUGGAUAGUGAAAAGAUGAACUUGAUGGUGGAACACGGGAACAUGAUGAAGGACGUCAACCGGAGAUUACAAGUGCAUCUCCACGAAAUACGGAGCUUGAAGGAGGUCAACCAGAAACUGCAAGAAGACAACCAGGAGCUUAGAGAACUGUGCUGUUUCUUGGAUGAUGAUCGGCAGAAAGGGAAGAAGCUGUCCAGGGAAUGGCAGAGAUUUGGCAGGUACACUGCCAGUGUUAUGUGGAAGGAGGUUGGUAUGUUCCAGCAAAAACUGAAAGACCUAGAAACCAACCAGGAGAGUGUGACGAGAGAGAACGUGGAGCUGAAGGAGAUCAUCCUCAUGUUAGAUGAUGAGAGGAAUGGAGCCGGAUCCAGGAACUCCAUAGACAGCCAAUCCAGUCUGACCAAUCUGAACGGAGGUUCUGCAACUGUGAGGGAUGUUGGAGAUGGGAGCAGUACCUCUAGCACGGGCAGUGCUGGAAGCCCUGAUCACCACCACAGCCAUAUUCUCAAACCUUCAGAGGGAAAGAUAAUGUCUAUCAGGAGGUCUAUGGAUGAUCUAUCAACCAACCAUCUUGUCAGAAGCAUACCGACUGGGCUCAACGAUUCAUCUUCAAGCUACAUCUGCCAACUUGAGACUAAAGUCCGGAUUUUAGAGGAUGACAACAAGCAAUUGUUAUCCCAGCUGACUUAUCUGAGUCGGGAGAGAAACAUGCACAGAUCAAGCACCGCCUACAAGCAAAAACACUCUACAAAAACAGUUCUAAGCAAAUAUGUUGGUGGUUUUUGGUAUUCAUCUUCAAGCUACAUCUGCCAACUUGAGACUAAAGUCCGGAUUUUAGAGGAUGACAACAAGCAAUUGUUAUCCCAGGCUGCUGGCCGACACAUGUCAGCGACCAUUGUGAUUUUUGAUCGUGAUGAAUGUGUGUCCAUCUGUCUACAGGGGUCUGCGCGGAUGCCAGGAGGUGAUCUGCCGGCUGCACAGAAACCAGAGGCUGUUGUCCAUGCCAUGAAAGUAUUAGAAGUCCAUGAAAACCUAGACAGGAAGAUCCCGGAGGACUACGAGGAGGAUCUCAGUGAGAAAGAGAAAGCCAUUGUCAGAGAAAUGUGUAAUGUGGUGUGGCGUAAGCUCGGUGAUGCAGCAGGAUCCAAACCCUCCAUCCGCCAACAUCUCUCUGGGAACCAGUUCAAAGGCCCUUUGUAGCUUCCAUGUCAAUGACCAGCAGGGCCUCGAACAAACAAACAAAUCUGUGAAUAUGACAGGAGGAACAGACAGUCUCAGAACUGGGCAACUUCGGGAAACCACACAAAGAACUUUGCUUCUACUGCCAGCUCCUUUCAGCCCAUGGCAUUCAGUUGAGACAUUUCAAACCUAUUACUUAUGAAGCCAGGUGGUAGUUAAAUACAUAAUAGACUCACAAUUAGCACAAGCUAAAUCAUAGCUCUAUUUAUGUGCGCACCAUCCAAGUAUUCAUACAAGGCAGCUUAAUGGAUUAAUUUCUCGUUCCAGAUAAGGAAUGAAAGCACACAGCUCUUACGCAGAUAAAUACUCCAUGGAGAUACUCCUACAGGAUAGAUCCUUUCCACUCCUAAAAGCUUUUUGAUUUUGGCAUAAGACCACUCCAUAUUAUUCAAAGAUUUUUUUUUUUACCUUUUACACUACCGU